AUGACACAUGAGCAUCAGAAUGUCAGUCUAUCCUCCUCUAGUUCGCCUCGCUUUCCUCGAGAGCCGACUGCGACCACUAUUCCAGUCAUCAAUGCCACCACUACGCCCCGUUCCGCGGCUUUCACUCCUGCUUAUGACCUAUCUGGCGCAACAUCUGUAUCGACUCUAUCAAGCAAGAAGACGGACGCGGGGAAAAGUACCAGAGGAAUGGGAUCGGCGAGAGGCGGUGAUACUGCGGGGUCUGCAGUGGUAGAUGGAGCGGCGCCCAGGCGGUCCUUCACUCAGCCUCGGGUCUUGACACCGAGCACGGCAGCUGGUGAUAUCUCCGCUUCACCUCAUUCCCGCGAAAGGCGAUAUGCCUCUCUUCCUCCGACGUUCGGUCCAUCUCACCACUCUCCUUUCUCUCCAUCACACCCCUCUCUACCAUUGGGGGCUCGCGCUGGGACAUCUCAUGUCGAAAGGAACUGCAGAGUCAACGUGCGCGAAGAAGAUGGCAGUCGCGGGGAACCGAGGGGCGACACUCUGUCUCUUCCACCCGAUGCCUCUACGCUCGGGGAUAGGCGACUUCUGUCUAUUGCCUCCAUCAUAAACCCUCCCAGCGCCUCCAGGACGUUUGCAGACCUUGAGCCGGUCCACUACCUCAUCCUAAAAGAGCUCUUCCUUCUCCAACCGGUCAAGGUGAUCUGCCUCUCCCCAUACCUCUACCAAAUAUUCAUCCCACUCCUCUACCACACCGCUUCCCUCACCUACUCGCUCUUCUCCGGCCUUACUGGGUUCUCCUCUAAGAUACCCGUCUUCCACGCGCUCUCCUUCCUCGAGGUCUUGCAUAUCAAAGACCUCAACGGUCUGAUGAUAUUCUGCACCUACACCCUCCCUGCUCAACACCCCUGGGGCCAUCCCCUCUUUCCAAAACUAAGGCGCAUCAUCGUCCAUUGGGACGUCAUCCGUUCGCAAGCAGCCACCACCCAUGCCCUCCCCCAGCUGCACCGCUCAAACCAAAGCCCCGACCGCUUAUCCUUCCACGCACCCCAUCCUCUCCCCGAACUCGUCCUUCAUGUCGAGCUGAGCAACUCUUGCUUAUGGGAUACUCCCGCCCCUUAUCGCGAGAUCAAAGCCUUAGCAUAUAUCUUCACCCCUUCCUCCCUCAUCCUCCUGCUCUCACACUCUGGCCUUGCCGCGCCAACGACGCUCAACCAUCCUACUUCCUCGUAUCCAUCUUUCUCUGAUGUGCGAUACGACUGGCCCCGUAUCAUCCCUUCCCUCCCACUCCACUGGCCAUCAGCACACACUCUCAAGAUCAUCGUCGAGCCCGACCUCAUCCCGCCUUCGUGGCCAGACGUCAAAGCCGUUGCGAGAAGGGAGAUGGCUGUGAGGCAGGAUGUUGGAAAAUCUGUGUGGGCUUUGGUGCGGGAUCUGGAGGGGCAAGUGAGGGCCAUGGCGCAGGAGAGUCUUUAUGUGGAUACUCGUGCUAUGGGUGGUGCUGUAUUCUCGGGACACGCGCCGGCGAUGUUCUCUUCCACUUCCGGCGGUACGUCUGCUCCAGUGGCAGAGACGGGCUUCACAGCAGCUUCCAACGCUACCCACCACACACCCCCAUCACCUCCUCAUCCCCACACCUAUACUACAACAUUCUUCACCCAACCCACUAUCGUCCAACCUCCCCGUCUACCCCAGCUCGUCGCUCAAGUCAUCCUCCACAUCCCUCGUGCCAAGUCUUUCGAGGAUGCAAGUCGUUCGUUGAUUGGGGAAUCUCCUUGGGGGAUGGUGGCUAGGAGCGAGAGCAAUCAGUCAGAGGAUGAGGAGAAGCAGGGCUCUACAAGAGACGGCGGACAAGAUGAUGAAGAUUUAGCGGACGAAGCAAGCCUUCCUCGCCCUCUCCACCCAGCUCUCGUCAACUAUCCUUGCGUCCUCAUACACACCGACACUGCGUCCUUCUUCGACGGUCAUGCUCUGUUUGAAGAGUUCGAUGAGCAAGAUUGGGGGGCGAGAUCAAGCUGGAGGAAGGCGAGAGUCGAGGGGAAAGAAGGAGGGGACUGUGCUUGGCGAGUCGUGUUUGGACCUAAUGAGUGUACGCCGUUCAUACUCUAUCCCCCUAGACCUGUGUGUUAG
This is a messenger RNA of Cryptococcus wingfieldii CBS 7118, 2109 nucleotides long. RefSeq lists its product as hypothetical. The transcript has 4 exons. The record is from RefSeq and is a predicted model, not a curated record. Bases 1 to 2109 code for a protein of 702 amino acids. Lineage: Eukaryota; Fungi; Basidiomycota; Tremellomycetes; Tremellales; Cryptococcaceae.